This is a messenger RNA of Pyrenophora tritici-repentis Pt-1C-BFP, 4269 nucleotides long. Its product is annotated as Qor, NADPH:quinone reductase and related Zn-dependent oxidoreductase. NCBI's taxonomy places the organism in Eukaryota, Fungi, Ascomycota, Dothideomycetes, Pleosporales, Pleosporaceae. The record is from RefSeq and is a predicted model, not a curated record. Gene Ontology annotation, molecular function: oxidoreductase activity; fatty acid synthase activity; phosphopantetheine binding. Gene Ontology annotation, biological process: fatty acid biosynthetic process; secondary metabolite biosynthetic process.
AUGGGCCAUAUCUGGUGUCGCAGCUAUCCGAUUAGCCUCCAGAAGAUCAACGAGGGUGCUCAGUGCGAGCCGCUCACGCGGCCACAUGCCCUGUUGACUGACAUUCCUGGCUACGCUUUCAAUCACUCUCAGCUCCUCUGGUAUGAGAGCCGUCUGAGUCGUAACUACCGUCUCCGCAAAGCACCUCGCCAUGAUCUCUUUGGCGCACCACCUUGGCUGCGUGACCACAUUAUCACGGAUUCUCAUAUAUAUCCAGGUGUCGGGUACCUCAUCAUGGCUAUCGAGGCGGUUCGGCAGAUUGCCGAUGAAGGUCUGGCCAUCACUUUGUUUCGCCUGAGAGACAUUUCUAUCAAACGUACAAUGAUUGUUCCGGACAGUAAAGACGGUCUGGAAGUUGUGCUCUCCAUGAACCGAGUGGACGAAUCCAGUGUGUCGGUCUCAAAUGCAUGGUGCCGCUUUCAGAUAUCGUCGUACAACCCUGCUGGUGAUGACUGGGUCGAGCACUGCACAGUCUACAUUGCCGUGGAAUAUGCUACGACUACUGGCCCGAUCGAUGGCGGACGAGAGGCUAGGGGGGAGUCGGCCAUUAGACGUCGAGAACUAGAGAAUGCCGAGAAUAGGUGUCAAGCAGCAUUUGACAUGUUCCGCGCGUACGAAAAUAUGGCUACAGUAGGGCUUCAAGUUGGCCCAUUGUUUCGCAAUGGUUCGGACGCCAGAGGUACAGGCAGCCAAGGCAGAGCGGUCAUAGGACGAAUGACGGUGCCAGAUAUUGCGACAUCAAUGCUUAAGCAACACUUCUCACCACAUUUCAUCCACCCUGCCACGUUCGAUAGCAUGAUCCAUUUCGUCCUUGCCGCUAUCAUGGAUCUUUUCGGCGCCACAAGCCUGAAGAAUCCGGCAGUUCUAAUGUUCAUUAAAGAUGUAUGGCUGUCAACAGAGCUGAGUCCGCUGCCUGGUCACAAAUACAGAGUCCAUGGCCGGACUGAGCGAGUCGCUUUUGAAAAAUACGACAACGAUGUGCUCGUGUGGGAUGAGGCGGCCACUGGUGAUGCUAGAAUGUUGGUCACCGGUAUCCAUGCCACACCGCUAGACUCCGCGGACCAGCGAGCAGCAACCAGUAGAGAGUUGUGUCACGAAGUCAAGUGGCCCAUGUACCUGGAAACCAUCUCCCAAGCGGACUUGAGCGUAGAGAAUUCUCCCCUAGGGUCGGAUAGACUAACCGCUGAAUGGCAACCCGAGCACUGGACCAAAGAAGACAAGGUCUCAUCCGUCUCACGUUCCGAUUUCGAGGCUAUUCGAUACAACGAAGCGGCCAAAGCGGAGCUCUACAGCAAGAUCCAAGGAUACAAAGCAGAAGGUCGUCUGGCCUACCGCAUGGGCUCCAACAUCGUUUCCGUGCUACGUGGGGAAACUGAUCCCCUUCAACUCAUGUUCGGUCAGGACGACAUCUUGGACCAAGUCUACUCUGACCUUAAGGGCGCCGGAACCGGGUCCUUCACCGAAGCUGUUAUCCGCCACCUGGCCCCAGUCUCCAAUGACAGACGUCUUUUGCAGUCUAGCAUCCUUCAGUAUACGUACGCUGAUAUAUCUUCUGCUUUUUUUGACAAGGCUCGUGAUAGGUUCAAGUCCUGGCAGUCUAUCUUUGAGUACCAGGUGUUGCAUGCGGAAAAAGACAUCGAGAGCCAAGGUUUUGGAUCCGGGACGUAUGACAUAGUUGUCGCGCAGAAUGUGAUCCACGCCACUGAAGAUUUGCAUUCUACCUUGGCGAACCUGAGAAAGCUGCUCAAGCCCGGUGGUCGAAUUGUGAUUCAGGAAGGGGAGAGUAGGCGAUGGAGCCCAUUUGCGUCGAAAGAGCAAUGGGAAACGCUAUUGAGUGGAGCUGGGUUCGAUGGCGUUGAGCUAGAGUUGAAGGACGCUCAGACUCCAGUAUCGCAUACGCAGAGCAUUCUUGUGUCGCGCGCUGUAGAGCACAGCGCGGCGUUGAAUGUGCUCCCAGAGAAGGUAAUAGUUGUUGUACCCGAAAGAAUUGGCAGUGAUUUGGUCUCGGGAUUACGACAGCAAUUACAAUCAACACUUGAAAGUGGGGAUAUUUCCAUCACUCCAGUCCUGGAGCUGAAGGACCAGGAUCUAGCCCAGAGCCUAUGCAUUUCGCUCUUGGAGAUGGAUAAUCCCAUCAUGCCAAUCCUGACAUCAGAAGAGUACGAGGGCGUGCGAAAGAUGCUGACGGAGUGUCGUGCCCUUCUCUGGAUCACGGGCGACAUGGUAGCAAACCCGGGAAAUGGCAUCUCGCUUGGCGUCAUACGAACAGUACGCUGGGAGCGGGAUCUAGACGAUGCCAAUCUCUGCAUAGUCAAGCUCAGCGCUCUUCAAUUCUCCAGCACCAUCACCAGAAAUGAAAUUCAGGGCGAGUACCUUUUGAAUGAAGGAACCUUCUUCACGAGCCGUCUUCACUCAAGCUCCGGGGGAAAUCACUUUUUCAGUGACGCAGCUGGUCUUCCGGCUGUGGAUGUGGCGAUGCUGGCUAAGGGAGACAAGGUGCUGAUCCAUGCUACAGCAGGAGGAGUUGGACAAGCGGCGAUCAACUAUGCGAAGAGUGUCGGAGCAGAGAUUUUCGCUACUUUUUCCACGCCAGAAAAGAGAGAUUUGCUCGUGCAAAACUACGGCAUCGCGGAAGAUCACAUCUUCUCCAGUCGGGACAUGAAAUUUGCAAAAAGCGUUCAACAAAUCACUGGUGGCUACGGAGUGGACGUUGUUCUCAACUCACUCGCCGGUGAUGCCUUGCGAUGCUCUUGGGACCUCCUUGCACCUUUCGGGCGCUUCAUUGAAAUCGGCAAGAAGGACAUUCAAUCCAACUCUAGGAUAGAGUUGCGACCUCUGCUACGAAGCACUUCUAUCACUUGUGUUGAUUUGGUCACAAUGAUGAAGUGUCGGCCACAGCUAGUCAAACAGCUCACCGAAGACACCAUACGCCUCUGGAGCGAGGGAGUCGUCAAGACAGCGACACCAACAACUGUCUCACCCCUCUCAAAACUGGUUGAGGGUUUCGAAACUCUGCGAUCUGGACGUGGAACUGGAAAGAUGGUGUUUGUACCACACGCUGACGAUGUAGCCCCAAUCGUACCCGAGCAGCAGACUCCAUUCUUUUUCAAGCAAGACGCGACAUACGUCCUGAGUGAUGGUCUGGGUGGGCUAGGACGGAGUAUCGCAAGAUGGAUGGUGAGCAGAGGUGCUCGCAACUUGUUGUUUUUAUCCCGUAGUGAGAAUAUUACUCCGGUCGUUGCAGAGAUGGAAAAACUUCUAGCUGAGCAGAAGUGCCGAGUCCAAAUCGCGAAAUGCGAUGUCACCAACGCAGCGGAGCUUGUAAGAGUAUUGGACCAAUGCAAGUCUUCCUUACCGCCUAUCAAAGGUGACAUUCAAGGAGCUAUGCAACUAUCAAACAUAACCUAUGAUGCAUACAUGGCUGUGUUAAAGCCCAAGGUGCUUGGUUCCUGGAACCUCCACAAGUACCUCCCAGCUGAUCUCGAUCACUUCGUGUUUCUCUCUUCUGCAACUGGAAUACUCGGCAAUCGUGGCCAGGCAAACUACGCCGCCGGUAACACGUACCAAGACGCCCUCGCAGAGUACCGUCGCUCACAAGGCCUCUCUGCCAACACCAUCGACGUCGGUGCGAUUCUCUCCGUCGGAUAUGUCGCCGAACACUCUCCUCGGAUCGCCAUCAACAAAGGCGUAAGCGUCGAACUCGAACAAAUCCGCGAAGAGGAACUGCACGCGAUUCUUGAAUAUGCCAUCGAUCCACGGCAGAACCCACCCACCCAUGUUGUGACUGGUCUCGCCAACAGAGACAAAUACCGCACAAAGGGAAUGCCAACGCCUUCAUUCAUGAGCUUUCCUCUCUUUGCGCACCUGAAUAGUGAGAGCUUGAUCGGCUCUGCUUCUCCUGAGCGCACUGAGAUUCCGGUUGAAGCUUUGCUCGCUCAAUCAACAACAUUGGAUGAAGCAGCUGAUAUCAUCAAAACGGCGGUAACGGGAAGGCUUGCCAGUCUACUUUCGGUAGCAGCGGCCGACAUUGAUGAAGAUAAGUCGGUGAGCGCAGAUGGUAUCGAUUCGUUAGUGGCUAUAGAAUUCAGGACGUUCCUUGCGAGGGAAGUCAAGGCAGAUGUGCCCAUGUUGGAUGUUAUGGGGACCUCGACGAUCAAGGUCCUGUGCAGAAAGAUUGCUCCGCUGAGUCGUGCAGUUGAAGUCAAACAAGAUCAAAAGGGCAGUGAGUGA